Molecule: messenger RNA, 3282 nt
Organism: Vanessa atalanta (red admiral)
Lineage: Eukaryota; Metazoa; Arthropoda; Insecta; Lepidoptera; Nymphalidae
Product: bumetanide-sensitive sodium-(potassium)-chloride cotransporter-like
Exons: 19
Coding region: 1-2976 (991 amino acids)
Biological process (GO): sodium ion homeostasis; sodium ion transmembrane transport; chloride ion homeostasis
Cellular component (GO): membrane
Molecular function (GO): sodium:potassium:chloride symporter activity
Source: RefSeq, a predicted model, not a curated record
AUGAUAGCCGUAAGGUUAGAAAAAGAGCCAGCUAGUGGACAUAGCCAGGCCCGAAUAGAUAGUAGAGUUGGUGCAGCUUUGAUAGCUACUUCGGGUCAUGGUGACGAGGAACAUAAUAUUCAAGGUCAAAAUAUUGAACCUACUCCUGAACUCACAACAUACAAUAUCAAAUUAGGAUGGAUACAGGGUGUUUUAAUACCAUGCCUUCUAAACAUCUGGGGUGUGAUGCUUUUCCUGCGCAUUUCAUGGAUCGUGGGUCAAGCUGGUAUCUGCCUAACAGUUCUGAUCAUCUUUCUAUCGGGCGUCGUGUGCGUUAUUACCACGCUAUCCCUCAGUGCUAUUUGCACGAAUGGCUUAUUGAAAGGAGGUGGAGUUUAUUAUAUCGUGUCUAGAUCAUUAGGAGCAGAACUUGGUGCAUCUGUUGGGAUUAUAUUUGCUUUUGCAAACGCAGUAGCGGCAAGCAUGAAUACCAUUGGUUUUUGCGAGUCACUAAACGAUUUAUUGAAAUCUUUUGAUGUUAAAAUAAUUGAUAAUGGAAUGAACGAUGUGCGAAUCGUUGGCACUAUUGCACUUUUUGUAAUGUGCGUUAUUUGCGCUUUUGGAAUGGAUUGGGAAACUAAGGCGCAGAAUUUCCUUGUUGUAAUUAUUGUGGUAGCGAUUUUGAACUACAUAUUGGGAGCAUGCUUGGGACCCACCAACAACAGUGAGAGAGCACAAGGUUUCGUUGGUAUUAGUGUGGAAACAGCAUUGAUUAAUCUCGGUCCAGACUUCCGAUACAGUGACAAUCAGCAACACAAUUUCUUUAGCAUUUUUGCGAUGUACUUUCCCGCUGUAACCGGAGUUCAAGCUGGAGCUAAUAUUUGCGGUGAUUUGAGAAAUCCAGCCACAGCAAUACCCAAAGGAACACUUCUGGCGCUAGGUUUAUCAAUGUUCAGUUAUCUUGUGAUGGCGGUGCUAUGCGGAUCGGGCGCUCUGCGAGACGCUAGUGGAAACAUUACAGACGUCACCUCAGGCACUAUCGACGCCUGCAUACCUAACUGCCAAUAUGGGCUGCAUAAUAACUAUGAGAUAAUGCAGCUAAUGGCGCAAUCGAGCGCUUUUAUUUACGCCGGCUGCUGGGCGGCCACAUUGUCGACGGCGCUGACCAACCUGCUGUCGGUGCCGCGCCUGAUCCAGGCACUGGGCGUAGACCGCAUCUACCCCGGACUCAUCUUCUUCUCUAAGCCAUACGGCAAACACGGCGAGCCCUACCGCGGAUACGUACUCACGUUUUUCGUCUCGCUCGUGUUCUUGCUGAUAGCUGAUUUAAAUACUAUAGCUCCAUUAAUCACAAAUUUUUACUUGGCGUCGUACGCUCUCAUCAAUUUUUGUACAUUUCAUGCGGGUUUGAUCCAGUCGAUAAGUUGGAGGCCCACAUUUCGAUUCUAUAAUACGUGGUUAUCUCUAUUUGGUUUCCUAAUAUGUAUCUUUAUAAUGAUGAUAAUCAGCUGGGCGAUGGCGCUCGUUACAUUUUUUAUUUUCAUGACUUUGUAUCUACUAGUACUAUACAGAAAGCCAGAUGUAAAUUGGGGCAGCAGCACGGACGCACAACGAUACAAGGACACGGUGUCAGCUCUGGUACAGAUGUCCCACAUGCAUGAAAACAUCAAAUCUUAUAACCCACAAUUGUUGGUAUUAGCUGGAAGACCCAACAAUAGACCAGCCUUGCUCGAUAUGGGUCAUAUCAUCACAAAACUGGGUUCGUUCAUGAUGGUCGCGGAUGUCAUCGAGGAACCAAUUUCACAAACAGAACGAGUGGGUCGACUUCAAGCUGGCGAAGAAUGGCUACUAUCACGGAAAGAUCGUGGCUUCUACGUAGUUUUAGACGGCUUGCCCUUCGAGAUGGGCGUGCAUGCAGUCAUUAAAUCAACUGGAUUAGGCAGCCUAAGGCCGAACGUUAUGCUCAUUGGCUAUAUGAACAGAUGGGCAAGAUGUGCAGUCACUAGUGUUAGAACAUAUGUACGGGUUCUUCAACAUCGAGCGCCCCGCGGAACUAUCCCAGUUAAAAAAAACACCAUUGUAAAAUAUGAUACAAAUGAAAUUGCGCUGCAGUGCAUCUCAGUGAUGAAUGGAAACAGGUUAGCGUUCGAAGAACAACUCGGAGUAUCCAUCUUACGCGUGCCGGAGACGGCGCGGCCGGUGAAGGCGCACGUCACGCGCAGUGCGCACGAGCUGCGCGCGCAUCACCACGUGCAGGACUUGCUGUUCGCCGACUCCGACGCUGACUUGCCGCAUCACGAGCGUUCUAACGACGGAGCUCAAAGUAGUCACCCAGAGCUGGGAAUAGUUGUCAAAGAAAACGUCCCUUCUUUUCAUGACAGCGAUCCUAACAAACACACCCCAGUAUCAAGUCUUUCGAUGAGAAAAUCUGGAGUAUACAAACCUUUAACUUUUAGCUCUGACAACGAUUUGGACGCCUGGUGGCUGUAUGACGACGGAGGCCUAAACAUCUUGCUACCGUACAUCAUUGCUCGUCGUGGCUUCACAGAGAAAAUGCCGCUAAGAAUAUUCGCACUUACACGUGACUGUAACGAUAUUCAAGAUUCUGAAAAACAGAUAAAGGCUUUACUACAAAAAUUUCGUAUCGAAUAUUCAUCACUGAUCAUGAUUCAAGGCAUCAACGAACCUCCUCUACAAGCUAGCGUGGAAUACUUUAAUCAGCUGAUUAAAAAAUUUAGAACUGAUUUCGGAAGUGACAUUCUAAUAUCGGAUGCAGAGCUGGAGCGCUUGAGCAACAAGACCAACCGUCACCUGCGACUGCGAGAGUUGCUCAUAGAACACUCAUACAUGGCCUCCUUCAUUGUUCUCACACUUCCCUAUCCGAGACUGGGCUCGGUAUCCGCUACUCUAUACAUGUCGUGGCUCGAGGUGUUGAGCAAAGAUUUGCCACCCAUGCUCUUCGUGAGAGGAAACGACGAGACUGUUCUUAGCGUAUAAUACCUAAUAAAAUAAAUCUGAACAUUAAAAAAGUUUUGUUUAUGGAGUUUAGUUUUUCGUAGUCGUAUUUUUCGACAUCGUUACGCCGAGCGGCGCCAGCGUUGCAGACGAGAGCCAACGUGUGCGAACAGUUCAUUUGAAUGCCUUGCCAGUACUCAGGAUCGCUCGCUCGGAAAUCAAAAGCUGGAUUCAGCAAGUCACGCCCACCUAUUUGUCUGCGCUCCGUCAUAUCAGUAAUGACUUGGUCGCUAAACCUAACGGAUUUAAGAUAUGUUGAGCAGAAAAAUUGGGAUAUUCAAUCUUAUC